Messenger RNA from Paramecium tetraurelia, 1533 nucleotides. RefSeq lists its product as uncharacterized. Gene Ontology annotation, molecular function: calcium ion binding. The record is from RefSeq and is a predicted model, not a curated record. Lineage: Eukaryota; Ciliophora; Oligohymenophorea; Peniculida; Parameciidae. The transcript has 6 exons.
AUGUAUUAGACUGAAACAAAAUCAUCUCUAUAUGCAUCGAAGUUAAUUUAACAGACAAAUUAUUCAGCUCUUUCAUCAUUGCCGAAAACAUACAUAAGACAAGUGUAAGCAGAGGGCGAAAUAUUUAUGGCAGCUCCUUAAAAAUGCGCAAACAUCUGGAAAGAGUUUAGGAGAAAUGAUUUUACAUAAGUUUAAAUACCAUAUAAAACAGCUCUUUAAGUUUUUGAUGCUUGUAAAGAGGAUUUUUAAAUGAUGUUAAAGAUCUCUAAUGGAAAGGAUUUCUUUGAUUUAUUCGAUUAAGACAAUGAUGGAUAUUUAAAUGAAGAUGAAUAAAUUCUAGUGUUCAGCAUUAUAAAAGAAAAAAUGCAAUUAGUUGCAAAUCUAUUGCUGCAAAUAUAAUAAUAUGUUCCUUUCAAAUAAUUGAUGAAAGCCAUAAGAACAUUAGAAUAAAAUAUCUGUGAAUACUAAGACAUCUUAAGAUAGAAGAUCUACAAAUAAGAAGUGGCGACUUAUAAGGAAAUUGGACUUGAAAAACUGGAUGAUUUUUAUGAGAAGUACUAUAAUUAUUUCCAAUAAUUUGAGAACCAGAAAAAAAUAAGAAUCUAAAUGCAGAUUUAGAAAUAGCAGGAAGAAAUGGGACAGUUGGAAGAUAAAUUAUCAAAAAACACUGAAUUUUUAAAGGUAAAGCCUAAAAGAAAACUAAAAGAUUUAUAAACAUAGGAAAAAUUAGUAUCCUUGGAUGAAAGAGUAGAAGAAGCCAUGGACUUUCGUCGAGAACUAAAAAACAUGGAAAAAGCAGAAUAAGAAAGAGUGGCUUCAGAGUAGGAAAAUCGUAUUGAAAGUCAAAAGGACGAAUUAUAACGCAAGCAUCAAAAAUAAAUGGAGCAAUUAAAAGCUAAAUUAAUAGAGUAAGAACACAAAUUAAUCAUUUAACUUAAAAAGGAAUAUAAUGUCCUAUUAAAGUAAAUUGGUUUACACAGCAAUGAGAUCGAGAGAAUAUAAUCCUCAGCUACUCAGCAUGCAAUUCGAAAAGGAGAAAAAGAAGGAGAACUUAAAAGAAUGAAGGAGAGAGCAAGAAUAUAAAAUUACAUUAUAGGAGAUACUAAAAGAACUAUGACUCCUAAGAUCUAAUAAUUAAACUCAUCAACUUAUGAAGAUACAGUCAGUUCAUCUCCAAGAUCUCCAGCUGUUCAUAAUAAAUACGAUAGAGCAGCACAUGACAUCAAAGUUUUAAUCCAUAAGUAAAAUUACACUUCCUUUUACAUUAAGAAAAAAUAUGGGGCCGACCUACCAGUAAAUUACAAACCUGAACCAUAUAAAUUAUAAGGAGACAAUCAUGAUCGAAUUGAAAAGAUACUAUCUGUAAAAAAGAAGAACCCCCAUGAUGUACUACCCUCCUUAACAUAAUAGUACGAUGAAAAUCUUAAAGAAUUAGAUAAAGGGAGUACUUAAAAAUCAGAGUAGGAGCUAAUAUAGGAAAGAUUAAAAAAGAAAUAGUUUAUAUUAGAAAAACUGGAAGAAUCCACUCAUUGA